UUUGCCGGUGCGGUGUCGCCCCCUGGCGGCGGCGGCGCGGCGCGGCGGGUCCGGCAUGAGCGAGGCGCGGCUGCGGGCCGGGCGCGGCCCCGGCGGGGCCCGAGACCCCCAGGACAAGGAGUCAGAGUCUGAGAACAGGCUGGAUGGAGAGACAGCGUCAGACAGCGAGAGCAAGUCCGAGUUUGGGGGCUCCUCCCCCGUGCCCACCUCAGAUGACACCCCCGAGGUGCUGAACAGGGCCCUCUCCAACCUGUCCUCGAGAUGGAAGAACUGGUGGGUGAGAGGGAUCCUCACGCUGGCAAUGAUCACCUUCUUCUUCAUCAUCAUCUACCUGGGCCCCAUGGUCUUGAUGACAAUAGUGAUGUGUGUGCAGAUCAAAUGCUUCCACGAGAUCAUCACCAUCGGCUACAACGUGUACCACUCCUACGACCUGCCCUGGUUCAGGACGCUCAGCUGGUAUUUCCUGCUGUGUGUGAAUUAUUUCUUCUACGGGGAGACAGUGACUGAUUAUUUCUUCACGCUGGUGCAGAGGGAGGAGCCCCUGAGGAUCCUCAGCAAAUACCAUCGCUUCAUCUCCUUCGCCCUCUACCUCACAGGGUUCUGCAUGUUUGUGCUGAGCCUGGUGAAGAAGCACUACCGCCUCCAGUUCUACAUGUUUGGCUGGACCCACGUGACGUUGCUGAUCGUGGUCACCCAGUCCCACCUCAUCAUCCACAACCUCUUUGAAGGAAUGAUCUGGUUCAUCGUGCCCAUCUCCUGUGUGAUCUGCAACGACAUCAUGGCCUACAUGUUCGGCUUCUUCUUCGGCCGCACGCCGCUCAUCAAGCUCUCCCCAAAGAAGACCUGGGAGGGUUUUAUUGGAGGAUUUUUUUCCACUGUUCUGUUUGGGCUGCUGCUGUCCUACGUGAUGUCGGGGUACCGCUGCUUCACCUGCCCCGUGGAGUUCAACAACGACACCAACAGCUUCACCGUGGACUGCGAGCCCUCGGAGCUCUUCCAGCUGCAGGAGUACAACAUCCCCGUGCUGCUGCACUCCGUGCUGGGCUGGAGGACCGUGAGGAUGUACCCCUUCCAGAUCCACAGCAUCGCCCUGUCCACCUUCGCCUCCCUCAUCGGGCCCUUCGGCGGCUUCUUCGCCAGCGGCUUCAAGAGGGCCUUCAAGAUCAAGGACUUUGCCAACACCAUCCCAGGCCACGGGGGGAUCAUGGACCGCUUCGACUGCCAGUACCUGAUGGCCACCUUUGUCAACGUGUACAUUGCCAGCUUCAUCAGGGGCCCCAACCCGAGCAAACUGAUCCAGCAGUUCCUGACCCUGAGGCCAGAGCAGCAGCUGCACAUCUUCAACACUCUCAAAGCACACCUGGUGGACAGGGGAGUGCUGGCCAGCCUGGAGGACGCAUAGGCAGGAGCUUGGAGCAGGACUGAGAGCACACAGGCCUCCUCCAGGGAGUUCCCUGAUUUAAGACAAUAACAAGGCCUCAUUUCACUGUAACUUUUCUUCCUUUCUUGGUAAAUGUUUGCAUUUGUGGUUUA
Molecule: messenger RNA, 1533 nt
Organism: Serinus canaria (Common canary)
Lineage: Eukaryota; Metazoa; Chordata; Aves; Passeriformes; Fringillidae
Gene: CDS2
Product: CDP-diacylglycerol synthase 2
Exons: 13
Coding region: 56-1402 (448 amino acids)
Cellular component (GO): endoplasmic reticulum membrane
Molecular function (GO): phosphatidate cytidylyltransferase activity
Source: RefSeq, a predicted model, not a curated record